Notodromas monacha is the source of this 956-nucleotide messenger RNA. NCBI's taxonomy places the organism in Eukaryota, Metazoa, Arthropoda, Ostracoda, Podocopida, Cyprididae. The record is from the annotation of a GenBank genome assembly.
UUUGAAAGGUUGUUUCUCGAGUUAGUGAACAAUUGUGCUAAAUGGGAGGUGGUGAUCGAGGUCACCGCGGUUAUUCGCGGCGCGGAAGAGGUGCUGGGAGGGAUUACAAUGAGCAUGACAACCGAGAUGUGAGAAGCGGCAAUUGGAAUAUCCGAGGCGUUCGCAGAAGUGUUUUCAAGCCUGGGAGAAACCGAGCGCAUACCAUCCAUAAUCUCCCCGAACAUCUCCUAGAAAGUGAUGUUGCUAUGGAUCGUGAUACCAAUGGAACGAGUGGGAGAUUCGCAGGACGACGCCCAAGGGGAAACUUCAGGAGUCGCACUGGUCGAGCUUCUCUUAAUCGUGGUGGCCUGGUAUCGUCUUUCCGUGAAAUUUGGUGCAAAGUUCAAGUGAAUAAUGGGAAGGAUUACGGGAAAAUAGCUGUGGUGAAUGCAAUCCGGAAUAUCGCCCCGUCUCUUGGUACCGUGUACAACUAUCGAGAAAAUUCGGAUGAUUCGUCGUCAUUCUAUACCAAUGAGAAACUUGCGAUGGAUGCGAUGCGGAAAAAUCCAACCUUGCUGAUGCAUGAUUCGAGAUCGAUAAGUUUGCGGGUAUUCGUCGGUAGCCUGCCGGAUGUUGUUUUGGAUCCAGAAACACUGGAAUUAUUGGCAGCGACCAUGAGUUCCAGAUACGACGUACCUUCAAAAUUUCUAAAUCUUUCGUCCUUCGACGAAGAUAAGGCCUUCAAGGAGUUCGGUAUCCUUGUGUUGAUCAGACGAGACAACGUUCUGAAGGCUGUGACGGAUGUUAUAAAAAAUUACAUUCCCGAAACGGAAGCACUGGAUCUUUCGAACAACCGCGGCCUUUAUCCUGACAAGAUGUGCCGUUUUCGAGAUUCGCUGCCUAAUUUGAAAAGGCUGGCUGUCCGAAACAAUGCUGUGAGUUCGCUUGGAUGUAUGGGUUUACAACUUAAGAUCUGA